AUGUCUCGAAGAAACAUGUCCGCGUCUCAGACGAAGCCCAAGUCACACAUCCACAAAUCAGGCCGUUUCUACAGGGUUCAUCGCUACCUGGGUAACAAGCAUAAAACAAGGCCCAGCCGCAUCUCUGAACACUCGAAAAAAUACCUUACUCGCAUUGCGGAUGAUGCACGAUACAGAUAUCGCUCGUCUGCCAAGAUGAGACUCCAACAUCUGCGAUCCGCCUUGAAGAUCUUGGAACCUGGUGCUUUCGCUCGCUACGUCCACUUGUUCGGUGUAGAUGAGCCAAUGCAAGCCCUUCUGGACCAAUUGUAUCCUGAAGAAGAGCCUGUCAAGAAAAAGAAGACCAAAGCAAAAAUACUGAAGCUGAUCAAGAAGUUGCCUGGAGACAAGAAAUUCAAGCAUCUACGCAAUCUGGCGUGGAAGAUGAGCGAUGACAGCAAGGAGGAGCGAAAUACCUUCAACGACUGGGCACUGACUCUGUUGGAUGAUGUGUGGCGUCCUGAAUUCCAACGUGUAAUCAACCAGCACCCGUUCGGCGACCCGAAGAAGAAGCAAUUGGAGUUGAUGAACAGACCACUCGCCAAAGUACCUUUCAGCACAAAAGAGCGUAAGUAUGUGGAGGGACUUCUCUCUUUGUUGAUGCGAACCUCGGAGUCCGUGGCUCGUCGACCAUGGCCUCAGAAAGAACUCUGCUCAUUCGAUGACCCUCAUGCUCAACCCGACGACGAAGCCAAGGUCAAUCAGGUACGCAAAAUCCGUAAGGGCAUGGAGAGGGAUGAACAUUGCCUGGAUGAAUUACGCAGACGCAUUGAGCAUGCAUGGCCAGACCACAACAAGGACCUUGGUGUUCAUCGCCUCUCCAUCACGGACCUGAUCGAUAGAGUUCGAGCUGUCGACGAAGAGGUCGUGGGCACCCCUUUGCUUCCAUCCACGGCCUGCAUCAAACACAUCAUCAAGAUCGUCAACAGAACAUAUCCCUUGGAGAAUCGUUCUUCAGCUGACAAGCACUGUGCUAUGCCAUCCGAGCUCAAAAAGGAGUUCAGAGCCCAUCUCCACCGUAUGAGUCUUUACGACAGCUGGCGUGCUACCAACCCACCUGAUUCCGAGCGCUUCUCGGACGUCGUGACGGAAGCUCCUUGA
Messenger RNA from Aureobasidium namibiae CBS 147.97, 1140 nucleotides. RefSeq lists its product as uncharacterized. The record is from RefSeq and is a predicted model, not a curated record. The transcript has a single exon. Lineage: Eukaryota; Fungi; Ascomycota; Dothideomycetes; Dothideales; Saccotheciaceae. The coding region runs from base 1 to 1140 and encodes 379 amino acids.